GCGCCUUAGUCUGUCCCUUUCGUUCAACGGACCACAGUCUCAACCUACAACAAGUAAAACCUUUAGUCUACACAACAUCUUCCACAAUGUAUAUAGUAGCUACCACGUUGGCACUAGUUUUCAUCACAAGCACACUUGCAGUGGAUUAUGUCUUGCAUCCAGAUAAAGACAAGGAUUUUGACGGAAUCGCUGUUACAACGCUGAAGAAAGCGCAUAAUUGUGACAGAAGGACGAAGAAAGGGGACAGGCUCAAGGUUCACUUCAAUGCUACAAUGCCUGAUGGAAAACUUAUCGAAUCCACAUGGCUGAGGAAGAAUGCGUUUGAAUUUGUGAUUGGAGAGGCAAUGGUCAUUAAUGGUUUUGAAUAUGGCCUGGCCGAUAUGUGCAUUGGAGAGAUUCGUCAUCUGAUGAUACCACCCAAGUAUGCCUAUGGAGAAUGGCAGCUUGGUUCCACAGUGCCAGCCCGAGUUACCUUCCAUUUCACAGUAGAGCUUAUUGAUUUCAGCUCCGAUGCUCUCAAACGAAAGACCAACCUGUUCAAAACCAUCGAUGUUAACGAUGAUGGACUUCUAUCGCCCGACGAGGUUAAAAGAUACUUGGGUAACGAACAACUCGAAGGCAACCCCAACAAAAUGACGUCAUUGUUGAGAGAUAUUUUCAAACAGGAUGACCUCGAUAGUGAUGGAUACAUCAACCACAAAGAAUUCGGUGGAUACAAACAUGACGAAUUAUAAACGAAAAAGAUUGCGGCCUAACGAAUCAACUACGCAAGCAUUAGAGUUUUUCAAAACUUUCAUUUCCACCCUUACAGGGAUAAAUUCUAUUCAGUUUCAAUAAAUAACAAAUCUUUGACCCUUGAAGGAAUUUUUUUCAUGCAAAAGAUAUUUCUUUCGUUAUGUUUAUUGUCAAAUCGUUAACUUCAUUUAUUACAAGACAUUUUUACAUGAAA
This is a messenger RNA of Rhopilema esculentum, 949 nucleotides long. RefSeq names its product FK506-binding protein 2. Gene Ontology annotation, molecular function: peptidyl-prolyl cis-trans isomerase activity; calcium ion binding. Lineage: Eukaryota; Metazoa; Cnidaria; Scyphozoa; Rhizostomeae; Rhizostomatidae. The record is from RefSeq and is a predicted model, not a curated record.